Molecule: messenger RNA, 3222 nt
Organism: Dreissena polymorpha
Lineage: Eukaryota; Metazoa; Mollusca; Bivalvia; Myida; Dreissenidae
Product: band 7 protein AGAP004871-like
Exons: 9
Coding region: 525-1445 (306 amino acids)
Cellular component (GO): plasma membrane
Source: RefSeq, a predicted model, not a curated record
UAGGCUGUACAGGACCGAUAUAUCGUCGAAUCGCCUGGUAGUACAUGCCUUCCAGCACGGAAAGUAAACAUUGGAUGAAUUUCGAGCAUAUUAUUUAUAAUGGUUAUGUUAGUGGCACGUCAGUGGGAACAAAUGCAUGAUUGGAACUGAGGGAUUUUACUCGGCAUUGUGAUGUAAGAAGACUGAUGAAUAAUUGUGCCUCACUAACAACUUAAGAAAAGACAUUUUGGUGAAGAAAGUCUUAAGUUGGACGGAGCAUUCCGCGUUGUGUAUGGAACUGACUAAAUAACGUCUUCUGUGGAUUUCUUGUCGAAUGAUAGUGACUAAAUUACGUCUUCUGUGGACGCCUCGUUGUGUGAUAGUUACUUAAUAAAGUCUUCUGUGGACUCUUCGUUGCCUGAUACUGACUGCAUAACGUCUUCUGUGGACACAUCGUUGUAUGAAAUUAAAUAAAUCACGUCUUCGGUGCAAUUUUCCAUCUUCUCACGCAAGUUGAACGAAGGGCUCCAUAGAACCUAUUUUACAUGGCAACACAAGGGCACCAUUUCCAGGCCUUAGAGAUGUCAGAGGGCAACGGGGACGCGCGAAAAAGGGUCCAGGACCCUAAUGAUCCCGGCCCUGGAUACAUAACAGGGGGCAGCAGCAGCGACGACAGCGGCAGUCUCGGUUGCUGUGGUUACGUGUUGUGGUUCCUCUCCCUGUUGAUCAUCAUUGUUACACUGCCAUUCUCGCUGUGCCUUUGCAUCAAGGUGGUUCAGGAGUACGAACGCGCAGUUAUCUUCAGGUUGGGGCGUCUGCUUUCAGGAGGAGCCAAGGGACCAGGUCUAUUUUUCAUCGUCCCAUGCAUAGACUCGUACACGAAGGUAGAUCUGCGGACAGUCUCCUUUGAUGUCCCUCCGCAGGAAGUGCUGACCAAGGACUCGGUAACGGUGGCGGUGGACGCUGUGGUCUACUACCGUGUACACAACGCCACCACCUCCAUCACGAACGUCGAGGACGCCAACCGCUCGACGCGCCUCUUGGCGGCAACCACGCUGCGCAACGUGCUGGGAACCAAGAACCUUAGCGAGAUCCUGGCGGACAGGGAGGCCAUCAGCCAUCAGAUGCAGACGUCCCUUGACGAGGCCACGGGCCCCUGGGGUGUGAAGGUGGAGCGAGUGGAAGUGAAGGACGUGCGGCUGCCAGUUCAGCUACAGCGCGCUAUGGCUGCGGAGGCGGAGGCCGCUCGUGAGGCUCGAGCCAAGGUGAUAGCAGCGGAGGGCGAACAGAAGGCGUCGCGGGCCCUCAAAGAGGCUGCUGACGUCAUAGCGCAGUCCCCGGCCGCCAUUCAGCUGCGUUACCUGCAGACGCUGAACACAAUAUCGGCGGAGAAGAACUCCACCAUCAUAUUUCCGCUUCCUAUCGACUUCAUGCAGUCCUUUAUCAAUAGAAACAAUAGUAAAUAGACUGCGAUUUAGAUAACGCGAGUGAGCAUUUAUCAUUGAAUAAGUUGCGUUCUAGUAAAACUGGACAUAACCCAUGUGAAGACCGCACAGGCUUAUCAGAGGCGACACUUUCUGCUUUAAUAGUAUUUUCGUUUAAAGGAAGUUUCUUAUUAGCGUGCAUUAACGUAAGAUGCAUUAAAACCAGUUUUCCCAGAACGCGGCUCGAACAACCUGCGGACAUUCAUUGAAAACUAGUCCUUGCUGGUCGAAUUCGAUACAUCAUAAAACAGCGAGAAGCUUAGAGCUUAUAAAACCUCUUGCUUGCCACAGACAUUAUUCAUUUUCAUGAACUAGGGAUACUUCAUCCAAUAGUAAGUGUAUGGUAUACAUGGGACACAGCAACGUAUUCAAAGAACGCUCUGUUGUCAUUUCUCCAUUAUAAAUAUCUUCUCAGUUACAAACGGCGCCUUUUACAUGGCAUUGGUUUCUACUCGAGCGUUUCAUACCAUCAAACGCCUCACUAUACCGCAUCCCAUCUCAGUAUCGAGCGUUUCAUACCAUCAAACGCCUCUCUAUACCGCAUCUCAUCUCAUUAUCGAGCGUUUCAUACCAUCAAACGCCUCUCUAUACCGCAUCUCAUCUCAUUAUCGAGCGUUUCAUACCAUCAAACGCCUCUCUAUACCGCAUCUCAUCUCAGUAUCGAGCGUUUCAUCCAUCAAACGCCUCUCUAUACCGCAUCUCAUCCCAGUAUCAAGCAUUUCAUGCCAUCAAACGCCUCUCUAUACCGCAUCUCAUCUCAGUAUCGAGCGUGUCAUACCAUCAAACGCCUCUCUAUACCGCCUCUCUAUACCGCAUCUCAUCUCAGUUCCAUACAAUCGUCUGCUACAUCGGGUCGGUUUUCUUCUUGAAAACUUCAUGCAAUUAAAGGCCCUGCAUACAAUAUCACAUCUCAUUAUCCUAUUGCACGAGGUCGCCUCAAAAUGGGAUUGGUUUGUAGCGAAAUUUUCAAUGCCAUUAAAGGCCUUUUUCAUACCGCAACUCAGAUUAGUUCCAUGAAGUCAACAUGGGAUUGGUUUCACCCGGAACGCUUGCUGUCAUUAUUGCAGUUACGAUAUUCAUACAGUGGGUUCAUACUCUUAUGUGUGAACUUUAUAUAUCGCAACCAAAUGAAACUAUAAAGACAUAAUCGAUAACUUUAAAUUCAUUGUUGUAUACUAGUGUUAACUUGUGUGGUGUUUUUUUAACUGUACUUUCAUGGUCAUAAGUUUCGAUCAAUUUAGGUUGUAUUAAAUCCAAUCUCAAUGUAGGAAAAACUCCGAAUCUAUAACUCUUUUUGUACAGAUCGAGAUACUUGAUGCAUUAUUAAUUAUUGAAAUGUUAUUAUAUUGUCAAACAAUAAUUGGAUAUUGAUGUAUUCCAUUCGUUUAAGUUACUUCUGUUCAUUUGACCGUUUAAAAAGUUACGCGUGGUGGAUGUAUUGUAUACAGCGCCUGAUCUUGCCUCGGUUCGGCUUUUCUAUGUACCGUAUAUCGUCUAUACAAGUACUGGUAACUUGAAAAUGUGCUCAUUUUCAGUGAUAAUAAUACAUGUUUGUAAAGAUACAUUAUCUUUUUUUUAAUCAGUAUCUUUUUAAUAUCAUUAUUUCUUUCAAUAUUUAACUCUGAUACUUUUUGUACGGUUGUAGUGAAAUAUUUUUUUAAACGAUGUUGCUAGGUUUGUAUGUUCGUGUAUCAAUGAAGUUUAUGUAUAUUUGCGUAUUAAUCGUAUAUCCAUAUUUACUUUAUUGCUGCAGCAUUAU